Molecule: messenger RNA, 3021 nt
Organism: Sparassis crispa
Lineage: Eukaryota; Fungi; Basidiomycota; Agaricomycetes; Polyporales; Sparassidaceae
Exons: 14
Coding region: 1-3021 (1006 amino acids)
Molecular function (GO): protein dimerization activity
Source: RefSeq, a predicted model, not a curated record
AUGAGUGGCUCCUCUCACCCCGGUGCAAAUGAUGGCAGGAGUUACAACCUGAGGACGGCUUUGUUCACUGGCUUUCCUCCAUAUCCAGUGACUAAUCCUCAAGCCCCUGCAUGUAGCUCAGCUCCAGCAUCUCAUGCUGCCGAUGCACUGCUAACGCUUUCCGGAGGCCAACCAUAUGCACCCGACCAUGGAUCUUGGACGACUAUUCCCCGCCAUGCAAGGUCACCAUUGAACAGGGCAACAGCCACCGGUGGAGCUUCCAGCAGUGUUGCACACUCAGUGCCAUCGGCAGAUUCUAAUCGUUACAGUGAACUCCUCCGUCAUCACGAUACCGACUCUGACCUUGAGGGCUCUGAGUUCACGGGAUCCGACGAAGAGGAGAGUGAUGAUGAGGAUGUUUCCGGGAUAAUCAGUAAUGAUGAAGUUGCUUUCAACCUGCCCCGCAUGACGACUUCGAAGAAACACGAACGCCGCGCUGCACAGCAAGCACAAGACGUCAUCAAUCAACACUUACCUGCCCGGAAACGAAAGAGGAAGAUGAAGGAUUCCACUAGUCGGAAGAGCUCUUCAAAGUCGAAACGGGCACGCACGGACACAGCUCCUGUCGUGGAUGGACCACUCGCAUCGGUGUCGCACACACUUGCACAAACCUCAUCGUCCAUCCAUGUGUCAUCUGCACAUGAUAACCCAAAUGUUGCAUCGUCAUCCACAGUGAAUGAAGACCAAGUACGCAACUGUAAUGGAAAGCAAAGGAAGACCAAGAAACCUCCGUCACCGAUUUACAUGUUCUACCGAGAGAUCAAAGAGAACCAUAAGCUUCACUUUCCGAAUUGGAAGCCAGCUGACAAGCUAUAUAUGUGUCUGCACGGUCACAACAAAGUGCUGAGGAUUUCGGAGGGUAUGAACGGCUCAACGACUGGACUGAAGAAUCACCUGAAGGCUGCUGAUGAAAGCAUGUACAAGCUAUACCAGAUUCUUGAGAAGAAGCGUGCACUUGGGCAGAAGCCAACAGCGCAAGAGAUCUUGGUCGCACGUGCUGAAAUGCCAUUGCAGAGUCUUGGCUAUAAUGUUGACCAGCCGGACGAGGUAUCACAGGCCGCGACUGCUACCGGUGACUCCAAUCGACUCGCGGAGCCAUUUGACCAAGCAACGUGGGAGCGUCUUGUCUCAGAGUGGGUCGCAGCAUGUGACCAACCGUUUGAUGCUGUCGAAGCGCCCGAAUAUGUUCGUAUGGUGCAGUACGCAAGCCGCGUUGGUGAUCACCUCAAGGUGCCGUGUGGAGACACAAUCAAGAAGCGUAUCAUGGAGAUGGGGGAUAACGUUAUCUCAGACAUUAAAGCAAUGCUCUCGGCUGUGGAGGGGAAAUUUACCUUGGCCCUUGACUGCUGGACUUCCAGCAAUCAAUGGGCUUUCAUGUGUAUUAUCCUCACUUUUGUGACGGAAUCUUGGGACAUAGAGGAGGUCAUGAUAGACUUUCGAGAGAUCAUUGGGGAACACUCCGGUGAAAAUCUCGCCGAGGCCGUCUGGCAAACCAUAGAGCUCUACGGACUUAAAGGUCGGAUUCAAGCCGUGGUUGCUGACAAUGCAUCAAAUAACGAUACAAUGGUGGAAGCACUUGAACGUUGCUUCAAGGCUGAGAACAUCCCCUUCCACGCUUCCCACGCACAAAUGAGAUGUGUACCACACACGAUCCAUUUAGCUGCCCUAGAACUUCUACAAGCAAUUGGCGGCUUCUCGUCAACUAACAACCAUGAACAAUCUCGCGGCAAAUAUCAGGCAACUCCUGAUAACUACCAGGAAGCGCUUCAAGAGCCUCUGACAACCGAGGCGGAUAAUCUUUUGUCACAGGCAAAUGACUCCGUGAACUGCAACAAUGCGCACGCUGACGAUGAUGUACCCGGUCGUAUCCUCUCGGCACUCGAUAAGCUUCGCAAAGUUGUUCGUGUAGUGCGAUCAAGUCCACAACGGAAGCGGCAGUGGCUUGAUGAAGUCAAUUUAUCAUUGCGAAGAUUGGAAGAUGCUUUUGACAAGGCUGAAGAGGCGCUGAUGCUCAUCUUAGACGUCAGGACACGUUGGUCCUCAACACACCAAAUGCUCCGUCGUGCGCUCGAGUACAAGGAAGAAAUCUGGUUGUUCAUAGCCAAGCGAGUCGAUCUGCGUCAUCUCGAGCUAGAUGAGCUGGAGUGGGGAGCGAUCAAGCUUGUUUGUCAAUGGCUGUUGAUGUUCCGGCAGGCGACAGAACAGAUGUCAUCAUCAAAGGAGGUUACCUUGUCAUCGGUGCACACAAUCUUCCACGGGCUUCAGGAACACCUCAAGAAUGCCCUCCGCAAGUUGCCGCCUGAUUCCCCACCUCAGCUACGAGAUGGGCUUCUCAGAGCUUACAAGAAGCUCUCGGAUUAUCACAGUCACUUUGACGAGAGCCCAUAUUACAUCUGGGCAUGCCCAGUUCUCGAUCCAAGAAUUAACUAUGAGGGUCUCAAAGCCGAAGCAGCUAUGGAUGCAAACCCUCAGAGUCGCGACGAGUACCUCAAACACAUCAAAGACGCGAAGGCGGAGCUCAAGACGUACUAUCUCAACCACUAUCAUUCAUCCUCAUGUGAAAAUGGUGCAGCCGCAACGUUGUCCAGCUCCAUUGGCGGCAAGGACCAGACACCAGCAAACUUCAAUUUUUUUGCUCCUUAUGCUCCUCCAGUGGAUAGGGCACCCUCGGAAGAACUUGACGAGUACUUGAAGUUGAAGAAUCUCGGCUUUGGUAACCGUGUCUCUCACCCUUUGCGCUGGUGGAAAGAGCACCAGGAUCUCUACCCCAGUCUCUCGCGAUUGGCGCGUGAUAUUCUGACAAUCCCAGGUUCUGCUGUCGCAGUGGAGCGUGCGUUUUCAUCUGGCCGCGACACUGUCUCCUUACGGCGUGCAAGCCUCAAACCAGUGACGAUCCGGAAGCUCAUGCUUGUCAAGCACAAGUUAAUGCUUGCGAGACGACAGCUCAAGCGGGCCUUGGAAGAACAACUACUAUUCCUAUAG